Molecule: messenger RNA, 1150 nt
Organism: Paraphaeosphaeria sporulosa
Lineage: Eukaryota; Fungi; Ascomycota; Dothideomycetes; Pleosporales; Didymosphaeriaceae
Product: D-isomer-specific 2-hydroxyacid dehydrogenase-like protein
Exons: 2
Coding region: 124-1128 (334 amino acids)
Cellular component (GO): cytosol
Molecular function (GO): hydroxypyruvate reductase [NAD(P)H] activity; NAD binding; glyoxylate reductase (NADPH) activity
Source: RefSeq, a predicted model, not a curated record
CCGACCGUAGACGCUACGUCGACAUGAUAAGGAAUCUUGCGCCUCUACAAGAAAGCAAUCCCAUUUACCCAUACUCCUGUAAAGUCUGGACAAUCGAUUUCCUCCCAAACUCAUCUAGCGACCAUGACACGAUCCGCCCUCCUUAUCGGCGCCCUGACACACACGCGAAAAGAGUGGGAACAACUCGGAGGCGUCGCCGACAAGCUAUACGAGUACCCCUCCGGCACGCGCGAAGAGUUUCUCUCUAAAUCCAAGGCCGGCGCAUUCGAGGGCAUCUACGCACUAUACCGGUCCAACGACUCAAAUAAGUACACCGGAAACUUUGACGAAGAGCUCCUUGAUGCGCUGCCUGAGUCGCUGAAAUUCAUCUGUCACAAUGGCGCAGGUUACGACAAUAUUGAUGUGCCGGCGUGUACGAAGCGCGGGAUUGCUGUGAGCAGCACGCCGAUUGCGGUGGAUGAUGCGACGGCGGAUGUGGCGAUGUUCUUGAUGCUGGGCGCGUUGAGGAAUAUCACGCCGUCCUUUCAGGCUGUCAGGCAAGGCAAAUGGCGCGGCAACUUUGCGCUUGGGCACGACCCGAAGAACAAGGUGCUGGGGAUCCUGGGUAUGGGCGGAAUCGGUUCCGCGGUGGCACAGCGCGCAAAGGCGUUUGGCAUGAAGAUACAGUAUCACAACCGGAAACAGCUGUCAUCGGAGAAAGAGGAAGGUGCAAAGUAUGUGACUUUCGACGAGCUGCUGGCGACCUCAGACGUGCUCAGUCUGAAUCUGUCGCUCAACCCUUCCACGAGACAUAUCAUCGGAAAGCAAGAAUUCGAGAAGAUGAAAGAUGGGAUUAUCAUCGUCAACACUGCGCGUGGACCUCUGAUCGAUGAGGCAGCUUUGGUGGAUGCGUUAAAGAACGGGAAGGUCUGGAGUGCAGGGCUCGACGUCUUUGAGGAGGAGCCCAAGAUCCAUUCUGGACUGCUCGAGGCGGAGAAUGUCGUUCUUUUACCCCACAUGGGUACUGCGACGUACGAAACGCAGCGUGACAUGGAGCUUCUGGUUCUGGACAACCUGAAAUCGGCGAUACAAAGCGAUAAGUUGUUAACACAGGUACCGGAGCAGAAGAAAGAUGCUGCCAAGAUUUGAAGGCAUCGAAAAAUGCUGUAUU